AGGUCCAGGAUUCAGAUAGCUAGUCAGUUGUACCAGAACAGUCAGAACUCUCUCUCUCUCACAUUCAUAUUUACAAACUACGAAGGAACAAGAAAGAAAAAAGGACGUUUCGGGAUUCCAACCUCCAGCGUUCUGGUGGGUACAUAAUGGCAUCUGGAGGAUCAAUGGUGUCCGUUCUAUCGACAUGUCCUACCACUCUGUUGCUGUGGGUCUUAGCUGGAAUUACGGCCUGUCUCCUGCUCAAAGGGGUGAUGAGGUUGACGUGGGGGGACUCUCACCCUCCUAGUUACCCACCAUUACCCUGCCUCCCCUCCCUCCCUCUCCUGGGGAGUCUCCUGAGUCUGACGGGAGACCAGCCACCUCAUCUACGCUUCACAGAGCUGGGACACAGGUACGGCCCUCUGUAUGCCCUGUACCUGGGCCCUCAUUACACAGUGGUAGUGAAUACCUUCCGGCAUGCCAGAGAAGUGCUCCUGCAGAGAGGGAAGGAGUUCGCUGGGAGACCCAAGAUGUUGACUACAGAGCUGUUGACCCGAGGUGGAAAAGACAUAGCGUUCUCUGACUACUCUCCUCUAUGGAAGAUCCACCGCAGGCUGGUUCACAACUCCUUUACCCUGUUCGGAGAGGGGACCACCAAACUACAGCGCAUCGUACUAGAGGCAGUGGAGGAUCUAUGCUGUGAUCUCCAGGCCAACAGAGGGAAGGCUAUUGAUCCUGAGCCUCCUCUGAUGAGAGCUGUCACCAAUGUGGUGUGUACCCUGGUGUUCAGCUCCACCUACCAACCCGGUGACCCUGAGCUGACCUCUGUGAUGGAAUACAACGACGGUAUCGUCCAGACCAUCGCUAGAGGGGGGCUAGUCGACAUCUUCCCCUGGUUACGGUUUCUCCCCAACCGGACUCUGACCACGUUGAAAGAGUGUAUCGCCGUCAGGGAUCAGCUGCUCAGCAAGAAGCUAGAGGAACACAAGGUGUCGCUGAUCGGCGGGGAGCCCCGUGACCUACUGGACGCUCUGCUGCAGGGUCAGACGAGGAUCAAACAUAACCAGGGGUCAGGGGUCAGAGAUCAGGGGUUAGGAGCGGAGCAGGAAGAGGAAGAGGAAGGGAUCAGCGAUGAUCACGUCUUGAUGACCGCGGCUGAAGCAUUCGGAGCCGGAGUAGAGACCACCUCGACGACACUCCUCUGGGUCCUGGCUUUCCUCCUGCACCACCCACAGGUCCAGGAGCGUGUGCAGAAGGAGCUGGAUGAGGUGGUGGGUUGUGGGAGGAGUCCAGAUGUGUCAGACCGCCCUCACCUGCCCUAUCUGGACUCUGUCAUCAAUGAGGUCAUGAGGAUACGCCCCGUCAGCCCAGUUCUCAUACCUCACACCGCCCUGACUCACAGCAGGUAA
Salmo salar (Atlantic salmon) is the source of this 1388-nucleotide messenger RNA. Its product is annotated as steroid 17-alpha-hydroxylase/17,20 lyase. Gene Ontology annotation, biological process: hormone biosynthetic process; progesterone metabolic process. The record is from RefSeq and is a predicted model, not a curated record. NCBI's taxonomy places the organism in Eukaryota, Metazoa, Chordata, Actinopteri, Salmoniformes, Salmonidae. Gene Ontology annotation, molecular function: iron ion binding; steroid 17-alpha-monooxygenase activity; heme binding.